Messenger RNA from Melampsora larici-populina 98AG31, 843 nucleotides. RefSeq lists its product as uncharacterized. The transcript is spliced from 3 exons. NCBI's taxonomy places the organism in Eukaryota, Fungi, Basidiomycota, Pucciniomycetes, Pucciniales, Melampsoraceae. Bases 1 to 843 code for a protein of 280 amino acids. The record is from RefSeq and is a predicted model, not a curated record.
AUGGCCUUAGCCGACAAGAAGAGCGUCCAUCUGUCAUCUUUUUGCCCUACCCCUGCGGAAGCGGCACAUUGGGUGUCAGUAGUCAAGGCGCAAGUGGCGAAAGCAUUGAAAGAAUACGUGGAUCACCUCCCUGGCGCGCCAGACAGGCUCAAGCUCCCUUCACUGAUGACCAAACCGCCACCCAUUGACCCCAUUGACAUGCACUUACCCAAUAUACAUUUCCUACGAAUGAUAGACGCGCCAGAUUCUUCAGCCGAGGGUGUCUCGCGGGUCCUAGACGAGGUCAUUCGGCAAAUAGGUCUAGAUAAGAAGAAGUACGCGGAAAGCCUGCUUGUAGCCGGAGGUGACGUGGGCUCGAAUCAAUUGCUCAAGAGCCUGCGUCAGAAGCGGUUUCCUCCUAUUGACUCCGUAGAGGGAAUCCAAUGGGUGCUCUCCAUCUUUGGUGGGGCUCAUACAACGUGGAACUUCACAAAGGCUCUACUAGGUCACCACUGGGGGAAAUCCGACAACGGCGAUGACACAGGAGCCUGGCGCUCGUUGUUUGCGUUGGGAGGAGAAUAUAAAAAACCUCCGGCGACGCAAGAUUUCAACACGAUUAUGCGCUCGGCCCGCAUACUUCAUAAGGCCAACCUGGUUCAUAUCAUAAGGUCAGCGUCUAUGUAUGAUACGAACUGGAACGCAUGUAUGUACUUACCCACCCUUGGUAAUUCAAGAGAGACAUUCGAGUCCAACCACGAAUUAGAUUUGACCAAGGCGAAAGACUGUGAACGUCUGGUUUAUAAUAACACGGCGUGCUCUGUUCAUGACGGAAUGUUGACCAAGCCACCCUUUGAGCGCCCUUAG